UAAACUGGCAUUUAUUUUGAAAAAUAAUCUCUACAAUUACCUUGUUCAUUCAGUACAUUCAACUAAUGCCAUACAGCUUUUUAAUAUAAUGUUAUCCAUAAAAAUGUAAAUAUAAAUUUAUAGAAAGAAUAUAUAUUUAUAUAUAAACAAUAACACGCAGUGUUUAUGGUAACUUGCCAACUGAUGUGAGUCUUCAUGGCAGAUCUGUUUUUGCCCUUGGCAAGUAUGACAUUCUUUUGUAAUUUUUAGCAUAUUAAUUACUGUGAUGUCUCCACACCUAUGCAAACCAUGUGAACAUACCUAACCAGACUCGUCAGUGGCACUCGGGCCCCUUAAAUAAACCCGUCCUUCGAUAUGUGACUUUAUGUUUUCAGACACACAGUGAGCUGUCAGCAGAAAGCAUGUGGGUUUUUGGUUACGGAUCUUUGAUUUGGAAAGUUGACUUUCCAUAUGAGGAGAAACGAGUGGGUUUCAUCAAAGGUUUCAGUCGCAGAUUCUGGCAGGGAUGUACGAAUCAUCGAGGGGUGCCUGGAAAGCCUGGCCGAGUGGUAACAUUAAUAGAGGACCCUGAGAGCUUUGUGGGGGGCGUUGCUUAUAAGUUGCCAUCAGGUCAAGAAAAGGAAGUGAAAGAGUAUCUGGACUACAGAGAGAAAGGCGGUUACGGGGUGAUCACAGUUACAUUUCAUCCCAAAGAUGAAGGACACCAACCAAUGCGGGACACAUUGCUCUACAUCGGCUCCUGUGACAACCCAAAUUACCUUGGCCCAGCACCUUUGGAGACAAUCGCUCAGCAGAUUGUGAAGUCUGUAGGCCCUAGUGGCAAGAAUACAGACUACCUCUUUGAGCUCGCCGAUGCCAUCAGGCAACUGAUACCUGAAGACUUAGAUGAUCACCUGUUCUCUUUAGAGCACCUUGUGAAGGAGCUGCAGAAGCAGGAGGAGAUGGAGUGAUCUGAUAUAGUCUGCUUUGUCCUUAAUCUUCUGAAAAAUAGAAGUUCCUUUGUUCAUUUAAUUAAUAUCCAUUUAUGCAUAUAAGGUAAAUCACAAAUAAUGUCCAUAAGAAAAUGAAUUUCUCAAAAAUACCACAGCACAUAACAUUUUACAAAAACUAAACUUGCUAAAAAAAAAAAAA
Messenger RNA from Cyprinus carpio (common carp), 1131 nucleotides. Its product is annotated as putative glutathione-specific gamma-glutamylcyclotransferase 2. Gene Ontology annotation, molecular function: gamma-glutamylcyclotransferase activity; glutathione specific gamma-glutamylcyclotransferase activity. Gene Ontology annotation, biological process: glutathione catabolic process. The record is from RefSeq and is a predicted model, not a curated record. Gene Ontology annotation, cellular component: cytoplasm. NCBI's taxonomy places the organism in Eukaryota, Metazoa, Chordata, Actinopteri, Cypriniformes, Cyprinidae.